Molecule: messenger RNA, 631 nt
Organism: Klebsormidium nitens
Lineage: Eukaryota; Viridiplantae; Streptophyta; Klebsormidiophyceae; Klebsormidiales; Klebsormidiaceae
Source: the annotation of a GenBank genome assembly
AAGUACCCAGUCAUUCUUUCGUUCAGUGCACAGGACUUGUGACAGGUGAAUUAAGCCUUUCGAACGCCCCACCUCCUUCCUCUUUCGGUCCCUGCUGUUCUGUGACCAAGGCUCAGAGGCGGCCCUCCUUCCUGUGGCUCUUCGGCUGUCCGUCGCACGCACUCCGCAACCAUGCAGAACGAGGAGGGAGAGAACGUUGAUCUGUACAUCCCUAGGAAAUGCUCCGCCACUAACCGGCUCAUCACCUCCAAGGACCAUGCGUCCAUCCAGAUCAAUGUUGGGCACCUAGACGAGAACGGUGUGUACACGGGCCAGUACACGACCUUUGCUCUUGCGGGACCGGUUAGGGCGCAGGGUGAUGGGGACAGCGCGCUUGACAGACUUUGGGCGAAGAAGAAGGCUGAGCUUAGCCAACAGUGAGUGACAUGCGCAGACACUAAACGACUUUUCAAACCAGGCCACUCCUUCUCCCUAUCAGCCGCCCGCUCAGUUGUUCAUUUGGCAUCAUUUGGCAUCAUGGGUACAUGCGACACCCAGUCAGUGCUUCUUAACUGACGAUAUUUUGCACAUGGAGGCUGCAUAUGUUCACCAUCCGAUUCGUGUGCCCGUUAAGUCAAAAUCAGUGUUGAGG